Molecule: messenger RNA, 752 nt
Organism: Theileria parva strain Muguga
Lineage: Eukaryota; Apicomplexa; Aconoidasida; Piroplasmida; Theileriidae
Exons: 1
Coding region: 190-687 (165 amino acids)
Source: RefSeq, a predicted model, not a curated record
UUUAAAUUAAUAUUUGAUAACUUGGUGGAAAAUUGGAUUAAAUCCCCCAUAGAAUUAUUCUGGUUCAAAUUUAUUACCAAUAAUUCUUCCAAAAUUUGGUCUAUUUGGCAUUUUAAUCUUUUGCAUACCAGUUGGUAUUUUUGAUUUUAACAAAUUGGAUUGAUGAGAAUUUUAUUAUUUUGAGUAAAAAUGCUGGAGCAAGUACGUCCGAUUGUAUUUGACGAUAAUGUUUUAAAAGCGGAUAAGGAACGGUUUGUAACGGUUUAUCAUGUCGAGGAACCGAACCCGGAAUCGCCCGGUCCUUACCCCCUUGCCAGUUUUUUACUACUCCUACCCAGGCUUGGAACUAGGUUUUCCACCUUCAAGUCAGAUUUUUUCCCGAAUACUGAGGCUAAUUUGAGGGUCGAGGAUGGUGAAGUAAUGACUGAGUUUGUUGGAUUUUCGGAUAAAAAGGACUGGUGCGUCUCGGUACUAACACUUUGGACUCCGCAGAAAGGGUUGUAUAAAAGAUUUUACUUUCAUUUUAAGGAUAAAGGUGAGUUGAAGGUGGUACAGCUCCACAGUAUGGAUGAGCUUGUAGAACAUACGAGAAAAUAUGUGAAACCUGAAGUAGUUCAAGUGUUAAAAAAUAAAUUACCAGCACACGAAUUCACACAAAAGCUAUUAGAAGCCUAUAAACAUCAUUAAUAAGAUUUAUAAUGGUGUGAAUUUAGAUGAUUUGGAACUUUUGAAUCGUGAAAAUUUGUACUCCA